Molecule: messenger RNA, 1482 nt
Organism: Mytilus trossulus (common blue mussel)
Lineage: Eukaryota; Metazoa; Mollusca; Bivalvia; Mytilida; Mytilidae
Product: E3 ubiquitin/ISG15 ligase TRIM25-like
Exons: 1
Coding region: 1-1482 (493 amino acids)
Molecular function (GO): zinc ion binding; protein binding
Source: RefSeq, a predicted model, not a curated record
AUGGCUGUCUCAAAUGUAGAUGUUAUACUGUGUGGUAUCUGUGAUGCUCAGCAUACAUCACACGUUGCUGAUUACUGGUGUCCUGAAUGUGACGAAGGUCUGUGCUCGACAUGUACAAAUUAUCAUGGCAUUUCAAAAGCCUCGAGGAAACAUGGAAUUAUUCUUAUCGACGACUACAAGCAACUUCCGGCUGAGAUUUGUAAAAUCGAACAGAAUUGUAGAGAACACGACAAGAAAUUCCAAAUGUUUUGUCCCCGUCAUGACCAACUUUGCUGUAUAAUGUGCGUUUCUGAAAACCACAAAGAAUGCACGGGAAUGUUCUUAGUUGACGAUGUCAUCAAGUCAUCAAGAUCUUCAACCUUGUUUGACAGCUUGGAGAAGUCUCUAAAAGAUAUUCAGGAUAACAUUGAGAAGGUAGUAAAGGACCGGAAAGCAAAUAUCGAUGAAAUAAAACAACAGCAUCUUAAAGGAUUAGAUGAUAUAAAAGUAACAAGACAAAAAUUAAAUUCCCGCUUAGAUGAAAUAGAGAAAACCCUAAAAGACGAUUUGAAUUCAACUGAAAGACAACUAAAACUUAAAAUUGAAACCCUCCUUAAUAAGUUAUCCACAAAAAUAAAAACAAUUGAGCUCUUGAAGACAAACCUUAUGUCCGUCAAACAACAUGGAUCCGAUCUGCAGGCUUUCAUUGGCAGUAAAAUGUUUGAAAAGGACGUCACUGAUGAGGUAAAAUACUUACAAAUUAUAUCGGAAGAUGAUGGGUUUUUCCAAUUCGAUUUGAAAUGCCAGAUAGACGAUAAGAUUACAGAAAUGUUAUCCAAAAUGACUGCAUUCGGAUCAAUAAAAAUUGAAAAAAAUCAAUCGACAGUCGUCAUUGGCGUCGGUCAUCAAAAGCAGACUCAGAUUUUCAAGGCUGUUCCAUUACGUAGUAAAUCUAUUGAUGACAUUUCUGCACGAUUGGUAGGAUUUGUCAAGGUUCCUGGAGGACAAUCCAGUUCAUUUAUAACAGGGUUUACUGUCUUUCCGGAUGAAAGGAUGAUAUAUGCGGACCUUAGUAAUAUGAGAGUAGUUAUCGUACAAAAAGAUGGAACUCUAGAUACUGAAAUACCUCUUUAUCCUCUAAACCCAUCUGAUGUGACAUGUAUUGAUGACGAAACAGUAGCUGUUACAGCUCAUUAUCAAAAUAAAAUACUAAUUAUAGACACAAAGACAAAACAAGUUACAAAAACAAUCCAGACAGGCGCUAGUCGAGGUAUUACAUACAGACAAGGACAGCUAUUAUACUGUGAAAAAGGGAAAGGGAUCCUAGGGAUACAACUGUCAAACUUUAAAAUAUGUACACUUGUGCAAGAUUGCACCAUAAAAAACGAUUUUAGUUACAUAGCAACCUCGGGAGAGAACAUUUACUAUAUUGAUUGUGAUUCUUCAGUCAAAUGCUACAGUGUAAAGGGAGACAAACAAUGGGAAUACAUAAUUCAAUUCUGA